Labrus bergylta (ballan wrasse) is the source of this 2013-nucleotide messenger RNA. NCBI's taxonomy places the organism in Eukaryota, Metazoa, Chordata, Actinopteri, Labriformes, Labridae. The record is from RefSeq and is a predicted model, not a curated record.
UUAAGGCAUUUCUCCAUGAAAGUGUGUGAGAAGGUGCAGAAAGGAGUAACCACCUACAAUGAAGUGGCAGAUGAGCUGGUUGCAGAAUUCAGCUCUGCAGACAACCACAUGUCACCCAAUGACUCGCAUGUGUAUGACCAGAAGAACAUUCGGCGGCGUGUGUACGAUGCACUCAAUGUGCUCAUGGCCAUGAACAUUAUCUCGAAAGAGAAGAAAGAAAUAAAGUGGAUAGGCCUUCCCACAAACUCAGCGCAGGAGUGCCAAAACCUAGAGGUGGAGAGACAAAGACGGCUGGAGAGGAUUAAGCAAAAACAAUCACAGCUUCAGGAGCUCAUACUACAGCAAAUAGCUUUUAAGAACCUUGUUCAGAGGAACAGACAGACGGAGCAGCAAGCAAUCAGACCUCCACCUCCCAACUCCAUCAUCCACCUUCCGUUCAUCAUCGUCAACACCAGCAAGAAAACGGUCAUCGACUGCAGCAUCUCUAAUGACAAGUUCGAGUAUUUGUUCAAUUUUGACAGCAUGUUUGAGAUCCACGAUGACAUCGAGGUGCUGAAGCGGAUGGGCAUGGCGUGUGGUCUGGAGGUUGGGAAAUGUUCUCCAGAAGAUCUGAAGGUCGCACGCAGCCUGGUGCCCAAAGCUCUGGAGCCCUAUGUUAUAGAAAUGGCCAAGGGUCCUAUCAGUAACGUCUACAUCACUGGAGGGUCCUCCGCCAAUGGAACACGUUACCCUGCGAGCAGUGAUGGUUGCACUGACGGCACCAUGGCCUCCAGCUCAAAUGACUCUCACUACAGCGGCUCUCGUGUGGAGACUCCAGUGUCUUAUAUGGGUGAUGAUGACGACGACGAAGAGUACGACGAGAACGAGGACGAGGACUAAAAUCGUCUAUGCCACGCCACUCCAACAAGCACAGCCCCCCCCCCCCCUCCCCCCACCUUUAUUGUGGGAAUUUAGGUCCCCCUUUUUUUGUGUGUGUGCUUCUCAAACCUUUCCCCCCGUUCCCCCCCCGUCCCCCCUCCCCAUGCCUGUAUUUCUGUCCGGCUUUCUCAGGGGUGUAGAUGAUGUUGAAAGAACAGAGGUGUGCAUGGCACCCAUCUUUUUUCUGCUCCUGAAUCACGUGCACCUGCACCACCACCACCGCUCUGGGGGAGGCGUCGUCCAAGGGAACUGUAAUCUGUCGGCCCGGCGCACCACGCUCAAGUCUUUGUAUGUCUAAUCCACGUCUCAAUAAGCCAUCCCACUCUAAAGAAAAAGAAAAACAAACCUCAGUAAAACGUACUGCUGUUGGAGAAUGUAUUAUGUACCUGUUUGAAUAGUUAUUUCCUAUUACUUUGCGAUGACAAAGCGGCAGACAUGACGAGGAUCAAAAUGUUCAAAGAUGGCCAAAAGUGUCUGCUUUAACAUGCCCUGUUAGUGCAUUUACCAUGGUUUCUGAAAUGCCUGAUACAGUUGUCAUGGCAACACAGGAUGGGGCUCCAUCAGGUGUGUUGAUGAAUUUUUUUGUUUUGUGUUCUGGGCAAUAAUUUGAAAUAGUUUCUUAUCCUCUAUUGUGUUGGGCUGGCUUCCUUCUGUUCUGUAGGCAGCCAUGUUUUCCUGAUUUAUUUUUUUUGCUAGAGUUUUUCUUUUUUUUUUUUUUGUAUUCUGGAUUUAAAAGGACUUCUCCAUCACCACCCUGAUAACGCCUUGGUUAGUGUUUACAGAAUAAUGGCACCAGCAAGGUAAAGACUUUUAUAACCCAGGCUCCUUCUAGGUAAAUAAGCUUUGUUUGUGAAUUACGUAUAUGAACCCUACGACGAUUGUAGCUUAUAGUAUCCUUUUAGAGGCCAGUGGUAAAAGAUAGACCUUCAAAAUUUAUCGAUGUAAAAAAUAAAUGUGUGGUUGCAUAGGUCUUUAUGUACUCCCUUUAAAGAUCUCCCUUUUAAAAACUCAGCAACACAUGUACUGACUCUUCCAAAUACCUUUUUCUGUAAUCUAAUAUAAGUUUGCAAAAAUAAAUAUAGAUUGUUUUAAUAA